AUGGUGGAGCGGUCGGACCGAGCCCCGCUGCUGGACUGGGAGGAGGUUCCGUCCCUGGAGAAGCCCGGCGGCGUGUCGCCGGCUCCCGCCAAGGACCGACUGUCAAGCCCCUCCAACAGCCGCGCCAGCCCGGGAUGCUCCGCGCCGGUGUUUGGGUGGAGCAGCGGUCCGGGGGGUCCCGCUCCCUGCAGGUCCGGCUCCGGCUCAGACGGGUGCAGCACCCCGCCCACGACCUGCAGGGAUGAGGGGCUUCAACCCGACGAGGAGGGGUAUCUGUCGGACUCGGGGCCCGGGGAGCUGUCGCUGGAGGACAGGAUGGUGAAAUGGGAGGAGAAGGACCAGAUUGUGUCGGUUUUUGUGGUCGCGUUCAACACCAGAUCAGGAAACAUGCUGGAGUGGUGUCUGCCCAAAGACAUGGACCUGGAGGGAGUGGAGUUCAAGGCCAUCGCCAGCGGCUCCCAUCGAGUCACCACAGACUUUAUUUACUUCCGGAAGGGCCACUACUUCGGCCUGGCCUGCUUUGCCAACAUGGCGGUGGAGAGCACGGUGGAGCGGGGGGCGAGGAUGAAGUCGGUGGGGAUCCUGUCUCCUUCCUACACGCUGCUCUACCGCUACAUGAGCUUCCUGGAGCACCAGGUCAGGCUCCAGCUCCAGACCCCGGGCCACUACUCCCCUCUAGAGGCCUUUUAUGAGGACAAGAGAGCACUCCUGCCCCCUAGUGGAGAUGCUGUUGUUACUGCGUGUCCAGCCAUUGCCUGGGGAGCUGCACUCAACCACAGUAUGCACCCUGAGAUGAAGAUCACCCACCCCGCAGGCUGCAUGUCCCAGUUCAUCCGCUUCUUUGGAGAGCAGAUCAUGGUGCUGUGGAAACUGGCUCUCCUCCGCAGACGCAUCCUCAUCUUCUCCCCUCCUCCCGUGGGAGUGGUCUGCUACAGGGUGUACGGCUGCUGCUGCCUGGCGAACAUCUCCAUCCCUGGAGUCAGCACGGCCGUGCCCGAGUUCCGCCCCUUCUUCUACGUUAACGUGGCCGACAUCAGCGCCCUGGAGAACGAGCUCUCCUAUGUAGCAUGUACGACUGAGAAGAUCUUUGAGGAGAAGAAGGAUCUCUACGACGUGUAUGUAGACAAUCAGAAUGUAAAAACCUACAGAGACGGCCUGAAGCCUCUGCUCCGCCUCAGCACCGCAGACCGGGAGAAAUAUCGCAAGCUCACAGAGCAGAGGCAGAUGUUGCUGUACUCCCAGGAGGAGAAUGGAGACUGUGUGUCCAGUGAAGAGGAUCUGUUUAUUCUUUUCUUCCUGGAGCAGAACAACCGGAUUUUCCAGACCCUGAGCGAGGUGGCAGGAAGCCCCGACCCCACCCUGACCCAGGAGAGCGUGAGGGCCAUGGGUCUGGAUCCUCACGGAGACAGGCUCUUCCUGCUCCACCUGCUGGAGAUCUACGGCUACGACACCCUGCUGGUAUCGGACCAGCUCUGCUGCAGCUGAGUCAGAGCGGACGGCCCGACUGUUUUUUCUGCUUUUCAUCACUGCUGGAUUCAAAAGGGGAGUUGAUCUGCCUCCAGUCGACUCCACGUGCUGCACUACUGGCGUCCUGGAGUCUUCAGGACCCUUUGAGCCUCCAGAAACGGUUUAACUGAUUCUGUUCCUCGCCUCCUUGUUCUCCUUGUCAUCACCCAGCUAUGGAGAUAAACUCACAGCGGAGAUGGAUUCCUUACUCCACAGCAGGAAUAAUCCUUUGAGGAACGAGUAUUUCAUUUGAAGGACAGAAGAGAAGAUGUGUAAGAUGACGGUCUUGGACAAAACGUGUGCUGAAGCUUAAUGUUUGAAAGUGAAAGAGAGGCGGUCCUUAUGUAAAUAAUUUUUUUUUUCUCCUUUGUGUUUCAUGCUGUUUUGCUCUCCUGGUAUUAAGUGCUGGAUUUCGACAUUCCCAUUUUAAGCCUCUAUAUCCAAAUCAGGUCAAACCGCCUUCGUCUUCAAGAUCCAUGUCUGUAACCACUGCUGUUCAAAGUGGGAAACGACCAGUUGAUGGAUUUGGCUCCUCCGGUCUUUUCAUGUAAACGUCAAGACCAGAGAGUUUUCUUUAGCCUGUGCUGAAACCAAAUCAGAUUUCAUAAUGAUGUCCAGCAGGUAAAGGCAGGUGGAUAGGCUCUGUACACUAUGUCAGCCGGGAUCUCAGAAUUAGCUGUUACACAGAGUCAGAACAACGUUUAGUGUUUUUCUCAGAGGUCCAGUGUUUUCAGCUCAUAGACACAAACUUGAUUUUGAACAGCAAUCAUGCGGCCAAGUGCAGAAGAGAUCGUGGGUUUAGCACAAGGCGUUUUUAACUACUUCAACAGUAAAACUAGAGUUUAUCUCAAUGAGACUCAAUCGCAAGUUUCUUCGCUGACGGGAAUUUUAACAAGAAACCUAAAUCCACUAUAACCCACAUCUUUUAAAGUAACUAUCAAAUGAUAAUGUGAAAACAGGACGCAAUGUGAAAGUAAUCAGCUGUUGUAAUUUAUCAACAUAGCAUUAUCACCUCAAUCAAGUUGUCUGAGCUUUAUAGCAGGUGUCAAGGAAGUGUUUUUCGCUUGCCCUCCAUCUUUAAUGUCGUGUUCGGCCCUCGCUGCUCUCGUGCUCCUGUUUUCAUCUGCAGCAGUUUUCAGCAAAACCUUUAGAAACCCAGACAGACGGAAUAAACACUGAAGGCCUAAAUAUAGACUGAAUUAAGAACCAGACAAGGUUGUGACCAAAAAAAACUGGGUUUGUGUUGUUGCAAUUUUAAAAAGGUAUAUGAACAAUGUAUAGACCACUAAGGGGCCAACAAGUUGAGAUUGUCACCUACACCAGCCGCUACUAAUGGUGGAAACGCAUGAGCAAACAACUGUAUAAUUACCACUAGCGCUCACAAAAUAUAUCUUCAGUGUUCCAUCCAUCAAUGUUUUUUUUUUUUUAGCUCUUCACCAGCUCUUGACAAAAGCAGCCUCAUCUUUUACCAGCUAGCCACUAACUCAGUAGGUCUGGAAAGCUUAGUUGAUGAGAGCAGCAAGCAACAGUAGAUAUCCCAUAUACAUAAAACUAGCUUGGAGGCUAAAAGCACCAAAUAAACCAAUUAGCGAUAAUUCUCCUAAAAUCCUGACUUUUGAGUCAGAUAUUAAAAAAUUAUUAAAUUUCUCCUUUUUGUGAGACAUUAAAUCUUAGCCUACAUUCAUUCAUUGAUCAGGUUUAUUUGACCAAAUUAGCAGGUCAAUGUUCAGGGGGAAAUUCCUCAAGACUAUAAUUUUGUCAUUUGCACAUGAAGGUUUAGUACAAGUGUUUAAAUUAUGUUUUCUUCUGAAAAGGUUUCCCCUUAUUUCUGAAACAAGAUGGUUUGUGAUGGAGAACAUCCCAAGUCAUUAUCUGUUUGACAGUGAAUCUUAUCCAUGUCAUGUUUUCUAUCUUUUUAUUUAUGUUGUUAAGCUGUAAAUGUUUUUGAGUGUAAAUACUCCACUUGCUGUAAUUAUCUGUGAACAAACGGGAUCAGUGGAAUGUGUUUUGUAAAACGAUGACGAUCCCACUGAGCCUCUGUGUGUCACUGAAUCCCUCACGUGUUCCACUGGAAGAGAAGAACCCAGCGUAGUCACAUGGCGCCUUACACAUCCUGUACAGAGUGAACCAUGGAGUUAAACAACGGGGUAGUCCAACUCAUGUUAAAAUACUUUCACUUUAUUUAUUUUACUGCAAAUCAUUUCAGAAAUAAAGUGCACGGCCACUUGUGAAGGAAA
Molecule: messenger RNA, 3743 nt
Organism: Pleuronectes platessa (European plaice)
Lineage: Eukaryota; Metazoa; Chordata; Actinopteri; Pleuronectiformes; Pleuronectidae
Product: DENN domain-containing protein 11
Exons: 9
Coding region: 1-1485 (494 amino acids)
Cellular component (GO): cytoplasm
Source: RefSeq, a predicted model, not a curated record